AUGCCCCUUUCCGCUGAACGUAAGAGUGAAUACUUUGACAAACUAAAGGAGCUUGUCACAACCUAUUCGAAGUGUUUUAUCGUUCAAGUCGAUAAUGUCGGCUCUAAGCAACUUCAAUCUACCAGAAAAGAUCUCCGUGGAAAGGCCGAGGUUUUGAUGGGAAAGAACACUAUGAUGAGAAAGUGCUUGAGGGACUUCGUUGAUGAGAACCCAGGAAGUCCUGUCGAGAAGCUCAUCGAAGAGUGCCGUGGAAAUGUCGGCUUUGUUUUCACAAACGGUGACCUGGGUGAUAUUCGCGAAACCUUGGAAUCCAACACGCGCCCUGCCCCCGCCAAGGUUGGAUCUGUCGCUCCCUCGAAGGUUGUUGUCCCCAAGGGUGGUACUGGAUGUGAUCCAGGUCAAACUGCUUUUUUCCAAACUCUUCAAAUCGCUACCAAGAUUUCCCGUGGUCAAAUUGAGAUGGUUAACGAUACUGAGUUGAUCCAAGAAGGAGAGAGGGUUACUGCUUCGCAAGCCGCUCUUUUGCAAAAAUUGUCGAUCAUGCCUUUCACGUAUGGUGUUGUUCUCAAGUCCGUGUACGACAAUGGAUCUCUUUUCGACGCCAAGGUCCUGGACAUCACAGACGAGGUUUUGGCUGCCAAGUUCUCUGAAGCCCUCAAGUCUAUUGCCGCUUUGUCUCUUGCAUUGGGAAUGCCCACUCAAGCGUCUGUCCCGCACUCUAUCGCAAAUGCUUUCAAGGCAAUUCUUUCCAUUACUAUCGAGUUGGAAAACUAUUCCUUUGAAAAGGCAGAUCUUUACGAGGAAUACUUGAAGGAUCCAUCCAAGUUUGCCGGAUCUGGUGGUGGCGGUGGUGGCACCGCCGCUGCUGGAGAUGCUCCUGCUGAAGAGGAAGAGGAGGAGGAAGAAGAAGCCGAAAUUGGUGGAGGUAUGGAUAUGUUUGGAGGUGAAGAGGGUGGCGGUGGUGACUACUAA
Messenger RNA from Cylindrotheca closterium, 972 nucleotides. The record is from the annotation of a GenBank genome assembly. Lineage: Eukaryota; Bacillariophyta; Bacillariophyceae; Bacillariales; Bacillariaceae.